AUGGCCCACAAGAGGUCACUGGAAGCACUGGACAAAACAUUGAAAUAUUUACAUGACAAUCAAAAUAUUUUUGGUCGAGCAAUGAUUUUGUUGUCAGGUGAUUUUCGCCAAACUCUUCCAGUGAUACCGCGAUCAACUGUUGCUGACGAACUAAACAUUUUUGCAGUUUUACAAACCACAAAGGAGGGGCUUAGUCAAUGCGUAUUCUCAGAUAUAAACCAACAAUUUUACGAUCUCAAUUGGCUGAGCGAACGAACAAUAUUGGCGGCGAAAAACAAAGAUGUCGAUGAUCUCAAUGCAACAAUACAAAGUUUACUUCCAGGGGAAUGCUUUACUUAUAAAUCUGUAGACACAGCUACAAAUCAGGAUGACAUACUCAACUAUCCUACAGAAUUUUUAAAUUCAUUAGAAUUGCCUGGGCUGCCACCACAUAAUUUAAAAUUGAAAGUAGGAUCACUUGUCAUCAUGCUACGUAAUUUAAAUCAGCCCAUACUAUGCAAUGGAACAAGAUUGGUUGUGAAAAAGCUAAUAAAUAAUGUAAUUGUGGCAAAAAUCAUUAAAGGAAAAUACAAGGGACAAAAUGUAUUGAUCCCGCGAAUUCCUAUGAUCCCAACGGAUUUACCAUUUGAUUUCAGGCGUUUACAAUUUCCAAUACGCCUCGCUUUUGCAAUGAGCAUCAAUAAAUCGCAAGGACAGUCGCUGCAGGUUUGCGGUAUCAACUUAGAGUUUCCAUGUUUCGCACACGGCCAAUCAUACGUUGCGUGUUUGCGCGUCGGUAAACCAUCAUCCUUAUUCAUUUACGCACCGCAAAAAAGACCAAAAUAUUUUCUAUAA
Ctenocephalides felis (cat flea) is the source of this 834-nucleotide messenger RNA. RefSeq names its product ATP-dependent DNA helicase pif1-like. The coding region runs from base 1 to 834 and encodes 277 amino acids. Gene Ontology annotation, biological process: DNA repair; telomere maintenance. Gene Ontology annotation, molecular function: DNA helicase activity. The record is from RefSeq and is a predicted model, not a curated record. The transcript is spliced from 2 exons. Lineage: Eukaryota; Metazoa; Arthropoda; Insecta; Siphonaptera; Pulicidae.